This is a messenger RNA of Salvelinus sp. IW2-2015, 6514 nucleotides long. RefSeq names its product protocadherin 19 (gene pcdh19). Gene Ontology annotation, cellular component: plasma membrane. Gene Ontology annotation, biological process: homophilic cell-cell adhesion. Gene Ontology annotation, molecular function: calcium ion binding. The record is from RefSeq and is a predicted model, not a curated record. NCBI's taxonomy places the organism in Eukaryota, Metazoa, Chordata, Actinopteri, Salmoniformes, Salmonidae.
UUGAUGCGAGCGGAGCCGGAGCGCGUAUUGGGGUGAACUAGUAGCCUACUGACAACGAGUGGUGCUGGAUAUUUUUCAUGCAAUUGGCUCUGCUGCAUGCUUGAAACGAACUGCUUUUAUCGUGACGGUAUAACAUCAUUUUUUUGCCUCUAUAUUUCUACACUGGAUUUGAUAUUGACCAUAUCUCCCCGGGACGUGUUCGGUGUAUUCAUGUGUGAGAUUGGAGGAAAUGAAUUAGUAAAAGAAAGAUAAAAGACUUUGACAGAGAGAGAGAGAGUGAAACCUCUAUCGGCUCGCCUGGAAAUGAAAAGGUAACGGUGGUCUUCACUGAUAGCAUUAGGCCCAUAAGAUUCGUUCUGUCAACAGCAUCAUUGGUCUACAUUCGAUGACUGGACUUUGGCUAUUCACGGAUUUUCUCAAUGCGGAUUCCAUUUUUACGUUUCCAUCGGAUAUGUGGUGUGAUAUAAUUGCCCAUUGAAGAGGAAAAGUCAUUACAACUUAAUCAAAUCAUUCAUAUGAAUUUGUGGACGUAUGCGUAAAAUUCAGUGUGUCUAAAAUUCUCCUUAUGGUUGUUGAAUCGGAAUCAUGAUGCUGGGAAGAAUUGAACUGGAUCAUUUUUAGCCAAUAAUUUAAUCUUCAGUGAACAUUAUUUUUUGGGUAAACCUGUUCGAUAGAAUUUUCCUCCCUUUUGAUUUUUUAAUUCAUUAUUUGCAUUGUUUUCCAGUCUGCAUCGAAAUGGUCGGUUUAUCAUGUCAGACGUUCCUAUAGUUGUAGCUUGAUAUAAACAGCGCAUAUUUACAUGUUGUUCUGAGACCAUCAGUGUUCUGAGACCAUUCAGAAUGUUUUCUAAUAUCUAUCCUCAAGAUCUCACGCGUUGCAGCAGAUUGGAGAAUGUGGUUUCUCUCAGAAGAGUACAAUGAGGUAGAUGGACUUAAGACCAUAUCGAUAUAAUCAAGUUACAUUUAUAUCAGAUAGGAGCCUUUUCUGCUAUCGAAAUCUAUUCCAAGGAUAACUUUUCGAUGAGAUUAGCCUACUGGAAAAUUUUGCCAGUUAUCUCUGACAUGCAUAGGUGUGCGUGAUCAUACGAGGUCCCAAUUAAAUCUAAGGAAAAAUCAACAGGUACAAUGUACGCCAAGGAAAUGGAUUUUAUGCUAAUUCUUUGGAUAGUCCUUUUAUGCUGGACUGGGGCUGAUUCUGUUAUCAAUUUGAAAUACUCGAUAAACGAGGAGCAGAAGGCUGGGUAUAUCAUUGGAAACGUGACAAAGGAUGCACAAACUCAAGGAUUUGCCAUUGCACCGCGUGCGCCGUACUUGCGGGUCAUCUCGAAUUCAGAGCCGCGAUGGGUGGAACUCAGCCCGGCUGGACUUCUCCUCACACAUCAGAAAAUAGACCGGGAUGUGGCUUGCCGACAGACAUCAAAGUGCACUGUCUCUCUGGAGGUGAUGUCAAACUCCAUGGAGAUCUGUGUGAUUAAAGUUGAAAUUGUGGAUUUGAACGAUAAUGCUCCCAGGUUCCCCACAAACCACAUUGACAUUGAAAUCUCAGAGAAUGCCUCCCCUGGUACCAGGUUUCCCCUAGAGGGGGCAAGCGAUCCGGACUCUGGGAUUUUCGGUGUGCAAUCAUAUUCGAUCACCCCGAAUGAGCUCUUCGGGUUGGAGAUUAAGACUAGGGGGGACGGGUCCAAGAUUGCCGAACUCGUAGUGCAAAAAUCGUUAGAUAGGGAGACCCAGUCUCACUACUCAUACGAAAUCAGUGCAGAAGACGGCGGAGACCCUCCAAAGAUUGGCGCAGUCCAGCUCAAUAUUAAAGUAAUGGAUUCGAAUGAUAAUAAUCCCGUUUUUGACCAGCCUGUGUAUACAGUGAAUGUGAUGGAGAAUUCUCCUAUUAAUACACUUGUAAUUGACUUGAAUGCAACGGAUCCUGACGAGGGAACUAAUGGUGAGGUUGUAUACUCGUUUAACAGUUACGUCACCGAGAAAACUAGAGAUGUAUUCAAAAUUGACCCUAGAACCGGUAUUAUCACUGUAAAUGGCCCGUUGGAUUAUGAAGCAACCCACAUUUACGAGAUUGAUGUCCAAGCCAAAGAUUUAGGUCCAAAUUCUAUUCCGGCUCAUUGUAAAGUCACGGUCAAUGUGAUGGAUGCAAAUGAUAACCCACCUGUCAUUAGUUUAUUGUCGGUGAACACAGAGCUGAUUGAAGUUAGUGAGAACGCGCCACGUGGAUACGUUAUUGCAUUAGUAAGGGUCUCAGAUAAGGACGCGGGCGCGAAUGGCAAGGUGCAGUGUAGACUACAAGGCAACGUCCCUUUCAGGCUCCAGGAAUACGAGAGCUUCUCAACCAUCCUUGUCGAUGGCAGGCUAGACAGAGAACAGAGGGACACGUACAAUCUAACUAUCCAAGCAGAGGACAGUGGCACCCCCCCUUUACGCGCCACUAAGUCGUUUGUAGUGAAAGUCACAGAUGAAAAUGAUAACCCUCCCCACUUCCUAAAACCCCAUUACCAAGAGAUGGUCCUAGAAAAUAACCUGCCCGGCUCAUGUUUGCUGGCAGUGUCUGCUGUAGAUCCCGAUUUGGGCAUGAAUGGCACCGUUUCAUACACCAUCGUGCCCAGUGAGAUUAAACACAUGGACGUAAACACAUAUGUCAGUAUAAAUCCUUCAGGACGUAUUUACUCCAUGAGAUCAUUCGACCAUGAGUACACUAGGACUUUUGACUUCAAAGUUUUGGCCAGGGACCAGGGGAAUCCGUCCUUAUCCAGUAACGCGACGGUGCGCAUUGUCGUUUUGGAUGUGAAUGACAAUACACCUGUUAUGACCACUCCACCCCUGGUAAAUGGCACCGCGGAAGUAUCCAUUCCAAGGAAUGCAGGAGUGGGUUACCUGGUGACCCAAGUCAAGGCCGAUGACUACGACGAGGGGGAGAAUGGAAGGCUGACCUAUACCAUUUCGGAGGGAGACAGGCCUUUCUUUGAAAUAGACCAGGUGAAUGGAGAGGUGCGGUCCACCAAGAUGUUCGGGGAGCAGGUCAAGUCGACCUACGAGAUCACAGUGGUGGCACGCGACCACGGGAAACCGUCGUUGUCGGCCUCUGCAUACAUUGUUGUCUACCUCUCACCGGACCUGAACGCCCAGGAAUCUAUUGGACCAGUAAACCUGUCAUUGAUUUUCAUCAUUGCCCUGGGUUCUAUUGCAGCUAUCCUGUUUGUCACUAUGAUUUUUGUGGCAGUCAAGUGCAAAAGGGAUAACAAGGAGAUCCGAACGUACAACUGCAGUUUCUUCUACUUGCGCAGGGUGGCGGAGUACUCGUAUGGCAGCCAGAAGAAGUCGAGCAAGAAGAAGCUGAGCAAGAACGACAUCCGCCUCGUGCCGCGCGACGUGGAGGAGACGGACAAGAUGAACGUGGUGAGUUGCUCGUCUCUCACCUCCUCGCUCAACUACUUCGACUACCACCAGCAGAGCCUGCCGCUGGGCUGCAGGCGCUCCGAGAGCACCUUCCUCAACGUGGAGAACCAGAACUCGCGCAAUGCCGCGCCCAACCACGGUGGCUAUCAGCAGCAUCCCUUCGCCAGCGGGCAGGGUCCCCAGCAGCCUGACCUCAUCAUCAACGGCAUGCCGCUGCCAGAGACGGAGAACUAUAUCGACUCCAGCUACGUAAACAGCCGAGCACACCUUAUCAAAAGCACAUCGACAUUCAAGGACCUGGAGGGCAAUAGUCUGAAGGACAGCGGGCACGAGGAGAGCGACCAGACGGACAGUGAGCACGACGUCCAGAGAGGCCACUACAUAGACACGGCUGUCAACGAUGUGCUCAAUAUGACCGUGCCCCCCAACGUCUGCCAGCUGCCUGACCAAGGUAGGAGAAAAGACCCCAGCGAAGGCUUCCACUGCCAGGAAGAGUGUCGUAUCCUGGGCCAUUCGGACCGCUGCUGGAUGCCCCGUGUGCCUGGUCCGGCCCGCGGCAAGUCGCCUGAGCACGGCCACCCACGUAACAACGUCAUCGCCCUGUCUAUUGAGGCCACCACCGUAGAUGUGCCCCACUACGAGGACUGUGGCACCGGCACCAUCAAAAGGACUUUUGCCACCUUCGGCAAGGAUGGCCCAGAAGACCCCGAGCGGGGCGAGCUAAAGGGCAACAAGCGGACAAUGAUGGAGUCUCAGGUGUGCAGCCCCAAGGCCAACGGUGGCGCCGUGCGUGAGGCGGGCAACGGGCGCGAAGCAGCCAGUCCCAUCACCUCCCCUGUGCACCUGAAAAGCCCGCUGGCCAAGGCGCCAUCCGGCUACAACACGCUCAAGUGCCGCGACGCUGAGCGCAUCGCCAACCACAGCAUGCUGCGACAGCCCGAGGGAAAGGACAGCGAGCCGGCCGUCCGGGAGAUCAACACGCUCCUCCACGACAGCGGCCAUCUUGAGAAGGAGUCUCCCAGCAGCAAGCGCCUGAAGGACAUUGUGCUCUAACGGGCCUCAGGGGAGCCUACACACACACACACACACACACACACUAUAAACCAACACGUAUAUAUAUACUCCGCCAUAGCUGUGUGUACGCAGGAGAAACUCAAGCCGAGGCAAGAAAGAAAGAAAGAGAGACAUCUUGAGCAUAGUAUACAGUACCUAACGACCAGUUCUGACACAGCCCAGAUAUGGAACCGUACUGGAAUAUGCUGAGCUUUGUGUUGUGUUCCUCAAGAAAAGUGAAGGCCUUGGAUGUGGCUUUGUUGUAGUCGCAGUACAUUUCUUGUUUGCUUUUCCGUUUGUUUGCUGCUCACCCCGUCUGCAGCCAGUGGACAGGCAGGUUACUGUUGACUGUGUGACACGCCCAAUCGUGCCCCUUCGGCCGGAUUCGGCCUCUUUCCCCGCCGAGGCUGGCACUGUUCGAAUUUUUGUGGAUUGGACACCUACACUGACAGAUAUAAAAGUACAGUUAUGCCUUUUGAACUUUUUUGUAUCACUAACUGAGAUUGCCUUCAUUUGGUUUGCAGUUUGGCUCGGCUGUCAAAUCAACUUGUUGUUUCCUUUGUAGAGUGAGCUCACCACAGCGCAACAGCUGACAACAGACAGACGUACACAGGAUUGUUCUUCUUUGAACCAUUGCCUCCAUGCGCGUCUUGAACAGGUGCUCAGUCGUAAAGACGGAAUGGAAGGGGGGGAACAGUAUUUAUGGCUUAUCACCGAUGGAGCUAAAUGAACUCGCUAUCUGCCCAGGCACUUCCGUCACGACCGAGAUGUAUGGGAGAGGGGGGAAAAAAACAUUGCUUUAGAAAUCUCCUGUGCCCAAUCUUGAUUGUAGCCAGUGGAGCACAGUUAGGAACUUUGUGCUCUGGUCUUGUACUUUUUCUGAGUUUUGACUAUGGGGCUAGAAUAGAGGGAUCGUCACUCACGUCUUGCUAUGUGAACCUCUGUAUAGGGUAUACUAGUAUCAUUUUUAAUAACCUGUUGUUAUGUGACAAUCCCUUUAAUGUUUUGUUUCAAGAGUAAAAAAUAAUAAUAAUAAACAUCGGUGUUCAGCUGAAGCUACGGUAGCGUUUGUUACACAAACACAAAAAGAAAAAAACAUAUGCCAAAAUAUAUUUUAUAAAUAAUUUAAAAAUGUAUAAUGAGAAUAUUUAAUGCUGUGUAGUUAUUUUAGUUAUUUUAUCAGUAAGUUAAACUUGAAAUUAACUGGCUUUUUGUUGAUUCAUUUAUUUUUGCUUUUUUAUUGAUCAUGAUUCUUUUUUAUUUUUGAAAUGAACUUGGAUUCUUUUGUUUACUGUGUUACCCCUGGCAACUGUUGACUUGCAGUCUACCUUGUUGUAAAGAGUUUCUUAUUGGUCAGUUCUUGUGCCAUGAAGUUUUUGUGUGGGCAAAUAGAAAAUGUAAAAACAAAAAAAGCAAUUUCAGCAGCAACAGCAGUGUGCCAGUUGAGCUUUGAAUGAGAUAGCAAAAUGAACCAAAAAGGACACAAACAAAACCUUAAAGACCGCUUAAUUUAUUUAAGUGAGAUGAAGAGGUUUAAGAUAGUUUUUUCAACUAUUGAGAUGAUUCCAACUAUUUCUGUGUCUGUUUUUGGACUAAGGUUCCCCGUAAGUUCCUCACUUCGGAACUGGCCUUAGUGAUACGAACCAGAGUAAGGGCCCUGUUGACACUUCAAGUAAGCGACUAAGGAUGAAGGAAUGCUCAACUGUUGUGUCAUCAGGUACCAUCUCAUUUGAAUUGAGUUUGAAAAUAUAAUUAAGAACAAGUCAAAUCUUACAAUCACAACCAAAACAGAUUUGGUGGGAAUUGUAUGUUUGAAGGAAAUUAAGGUCUUUGAAGAACCGUAUUGCAAAUCAGCAAUGCGGUUUUCAGUUGCUUUGCAGUUAAACUAUGUACAACAUGGAAAAUUGUAAAUGAAAAAAGGACACAUUUGCAUACAACGAAAUAGAUCUUGUAGCUGAAUGUCUUUGCUGGUCUCACCCCAUGGCUUCUGGCAACAUGAAAAUCUGAAUAAUCACUGAAUGUAUACAGCAGCUUAUUAUUAAACUAUUAAAUGUUCUCCA